This is a messenger RNA of Plasmodium yoelii, 840 nucleotides long. Its product is annotated as PIR protein. The transcript is spliced from 3 exons. The record is from RefSeq and is a predicted model, not a curated record. The coding region runs from base 1 to 840 and encodes 279 amino acids. Lineage: Eukaryota; Apicomplexa; Aconoidasida; Haemosporida; Plasmodiidae.
AUGGCUGGAUUUAUGUGUAAAAGGUUCGAGAAUAUAUGGAUUGCUUUUCCCGAUACAUUGAGUAAUGGAAACUAUCAAUUUAAAGAUUAUGAAAUUAUCAAUUCAUAUUGUAAUAAUAAUUGUACGAAUGAGCUCGAUAAAGUUAAUGCAAUAUGUUUAUGGUUGUUUGAGAAAAAUUUUGAGAAUAAUUCUUCGUUUGUGAAUAAUGCAAAAAGUAAUAUCGACAUUGUUGAAUACAUUAUCAUAUGGUUAAGUUAUAUGUUAAGCCUAAAAUCACAUGAGGAAAUCACCAAUAUAAAUGAUUUUUAUGUAAAAUAUAUAAAGGAUGAUGCGAAGUAUAAUAAGAAAAUAGAUGGUGUUAAUGCUUAUAAUAGUUAUAAGGAUCUUAUAGAUAAAAAACAAUAUUUGAUGAACAUAAAUAAGAACGUUAUAUAUAAAUUUUAUAAUGCAUUAAAAUCAUUAUGUAACAUGUAUAAUGAAUUUAAUGAUGACAAUCCAGAUUGCAAGACAUAUUCAGAAAAAGCUAAAGAAUUUGUUGAAAAAUAUAAAGAACUUAAUGAAUAUUAUAAUAAUACUAAAGGAAGUCCCUAUGAUCAUGUAUUGUCUACAUUAUCAAAUGAUUAUAAUAUUUUAAAAAGCAAAUGUGAUUCUGAUAAAUCUAUCAAUUUCCCAUCUCUUCCAACUUUUUCACGAAGAUCAGUAAUAAAAAGCACACUAACUUCAAUUACAUUUAUAUUUGUUGCAGUAUCAAUUUUAUUUGGAAUUUCUUAUAAGUAUUCGUUAUUUGGAUUUCGGAAACAAUCUCAAAAACAACAUUUAAGAAAAAAGCUAAAAAAAUAA